Ahaetulla prasina is the source of this 3751-nucleotide messenger RNA. Its product is annotated as immunoglobulin superfamily member 1-like. The coding region runs from base 118 to 1119 and encodes 333 amino acids. NCBI's taxonomy places the organism in Eukaryota, Metazoa, Chordata, Lepidosauria, Squamata, Colubridae. The transcript has 8 exons. The record is from RefSeq and is a predicted model, not a curated record.
CACUAGUCCAGUCCGUGUUGUGUGUUAGGAGGUACAAAUCCUCAGUGGGGGCCAUUUUCUGCACAUGAGAAGAGCUGAGAAGACUAUCCUGGCUAUAGGGCUGAGGGAACUUUAAAGAUGAAGCUAUCCCUCAACAUAUUCUUCUUUGGAUGGUGGUUGGCCAGGCAGUGUUGGAUUUCUAGAGGUCAAACUCUUUCCACACCUUUGAUAUCUACCAACUUCAGUGGGAUGGUUGCUUUAGGAGAAGAUGUCACCAUCUUAUGCAAGAGCCAGGAUGAUUUUUAUGGAAGUUUCUAUCUCACGAGAUAUUCAAGCUCAAGUGAUCAAGGGGAAACUGCAGAAACUGAGAAUGCAGUAUCCAAUCAGGCUGCAUUUUCCUUUUCCUGUCUUAGCAAAUCACAGGCCGGCAUGUACAGCUGCAGAUCUUGCCUGCCUGACUGGGAAUGCUCAUCCUUCAGUAGUAAAAUCUAUCUCAACCUAAUAGAUCCUAGCCUGAUCAAGCCUUCCAUCCAGAUUUUAAAUCCAAAAGAGCAACCAUAUUUCUCUGUAUGGUGCAACGGGACAGAACCUAGUCUGACAUUUGCUCUUAUGAACUCAAGGCAGCAGAUACAUUACAAGGCUGCAGAGCCAGGGGAAAUGGCAGUGGAUUUUUCUCUCAACUCUGCAAGGUUGAAAGAGGCAGAAAAUUAUACCUGCCAGUACCACCUUGAAAGCAGCCCCUUUGUCUGGUCAGUGCCAAGUGACGCGCUGGAGUUGCCUUUGAAAGAUCCUGAGAUGAUGAAUCCCCCCAUGGAGACGAUACCUGGAGGGUCCAGUGAUUCAGCUAUUCUUAGCCCAUACUUAUGGGCAGGCGUUGGGGUGAGCGUUUUCCUGAUUGUCGUGUUAAUGCUGGCUGUGGUACUGUACAGGAAAAGGAGAAAAAGUUCCAAAACCAAUGAACAUAACCCAGCAAUGAAUCUGUCUUCUGAUGUUGAAGAACAUCCGGAUGAAGUCUCCUAUGCUAUCUUGACUCACCAGCCACAGAAAAUCCAGCAGGCAGCCAAUCCUAGGCAAACUUCUGAACCUUGCUUAUAUGCAUCAGUGGUCAAAAAUACAAGUUUUCAGCCAUAUAUGUCAUAAGACCUUGUGGGGCCUCCUGAGAUGAAUACAAGCAAGAGUGGCUUACUUUUAUUUCCUCACCGAUGUGUAAUUAUAGAUGCCAAAUGUAAGGACUGGAUCAUACUGGGGGCUCCGGAAAUGAGGUCAACAGAAUGCUUUUGACUACGUUACUUAGGAUUGUGAUGGAUCCUUUAGCACUGAGGCGCAGGCUUGUACCAUCAUCACUCUCACCUCCAGUUGAUGGAAGUUGUUGACAUUGAAAUCUACUCCUGGUCUAUAACAAUGGUUCUUUCCUAUAUGCUCUUAGUCGAUAUUUGAAUUACAGAUAAUGCUCAACUUACAACUGAUCGUUUAGUAACCAUUCAAAGUGACUACAGAUGUCACAAGGGUUACUUACAACCCAGAUCCAAAGUUCCAAUGGUUGGUCCCUCUCUGUGGUCAUGUGGCUGAAUUUUGGGUCCUUGGCAACAUGGCCGCAUUUAUGACUGUUCGUAGUAUCCCACAGUUACAUGAUUGUGUUUUAUGUCAGUUUUGCCAAAAUCCAGCACUUCCAGUUUUUGGCAUGCCCUUAGUGAACUAUUGGUGACGAAGUUCACUUAACAGUCAUCGCAAAAAGGUUGUAAAAUGGAGUCAGCUCAUUUUGCAACCAUUAUCACUUAUGAGUGUAAUGGGCAGGCUCUGUCAUGGUCAUAUGUCAAGGAUCCCAUAUAGUCUUUUUUCCAUACUGGUACUCUUCAAUUUAUGACCACAGUUGAGCCUAGAAGUUCUGUUGCUAAGUAAGACAAGUGAGUUUUGCCCCAUUUUAUGACAUUUCUUGGCACAGUUAUUAACUGAAUCACUGUAGUUAAGUUAGUAACAUAGCUGUUGAGUGACUCUGGCUCCCCCAUUGACGCUGCUUGUCAGAAGGUGGCAAAAAGUGAUCAUAGGACCCCAGGACAUGGCAACUGUCAUAAAUACAUGCCAGUUACCAAGCAUCCAAAUUUUGAUCAUCAUAUCACAGGAAUGCUGCAAGUGUGAGAAAUGGUCAGAAGUCACUUUUUUCAGUGUCAUUACAACUUUGAACACUCACUAUAAGAAUGUUUGUAAGUCGAGGAUUACCUGUAUGUCCCUCCAACCUUCCAGUUGUCAGCAGGGCCAGAAUAAGUUAAUUAAAAGUUAUAAAACAAUUUAUACAAGCUGCAUGCUUGAGCUCCCUUCAUAAAGCAGCUGUGGGGUUUCCAUUUUUCUGAAGAUAUUCUACCAGAAUUGCAAGAACCCAUCACCUCUGAUCUUAGUUUUAACUGUUCUGAUUUCUGGUCCUGAGUUUGUGAAUGGUUGCAUAGGAGCUGAAAACGUCUCACCUUCCCAUUGCCUCAGAUGCCUCACUCUAAAGAUUUUCAUUUUGCUCUUUCAGCCCCAAAUCGUGCCUCUUACUCAAGGGACAGGGUUUGAAAUGUAAAAAUCGCAACCCAAAUUCCUUAAUCUCUCACCUCCACCUGCACAUAGUCACUUAACUCUGACCACACAAAGAAACUUCCUCUGAGCUCAUAGCAAAACCUAUGAGGUUUUGUACCUCUAUACCUUUCAAUCUGAACCCAAAGAUGAAACACUUGGUUUUGUCCUGUAGGAUACUAUGAGAUUUGCUAAUUUAACUUCAAUUUUACUAAUUGUUAAAUCUUAUUUAAAACACUAUGUAAGAAAGACUCUAAUUAGGACAUAUAUGAACUUGGUAAUAUAAUGAUUUAGAUAGAAAUGAGUAUGUAACCUAUUUUGAAGUCAGGACUGUAACUGCUCUAGAUUUAAAAGUUCAUUACAUUAUUUCCUGAUUCAAUUAAAAAAUGCAAAAACAAGGAAGUUUCCUUUGCAGAAUUAUUAUGCAGAAUCCUAUCCUUACCAUUAUAUGGAUGUAUAUGUUGUUGCUAAACCUUAAGUAUCUGUCCAAAGCUUUGGCUGAAUACUGUAGGUAGUUCAAGCAAUCAGAAUAGAGCUGGAAGGGACCUUGGAUGUCUUCUAGUACAAUCCCUGCUCAAGCAGGAGUCCCUGUAACAUUUCAGACAAGUGACUGUCCAGUCUCUUCUUAAAAACCUCCAGUGACGAAGCACCCACAGCUUCUAAAGGCAAGUUGUCCCUCUGGUUAAUUGUCCUCACUGUUAGGAAAUUUCUCCUUAAUUCCUGGUUGCUUCUCUAUUUGAUUAGUUUCCAUCCAUUUCUUUUUUCUUGUUUUUUCUCUGGUGCUUUGGAAAAUAAAUUGACAUCCCUUUGUGGCAGCCUCUCAAAUACUGGAAUAUUGCUAUCAUGUCACCCCUAGUCCUUCUUUUCUUAGAUAAACCCAAAUCCUGCAAACGUUCUUCAUGUUUUUAGUCUCCAAUUCUUUAAUCAUCUUAGUUGUACUUCUUUGUACUUUUUCCAAAGUCUCAGACAUCUUUUUUGUAAUAUGGUGACCAAAACUGGAUACAGCAUUCCAGGUGUGGUCUUUCUAAGGCUUUAUAAAGUGGUACUAAUACUUCAGAUGAUUUUGAUUCUGUGCUUCUGUUUAUACAGAAUGCAGAUAUGGCGGAAGGGGGGGAUCGUAUCGGUCUAGGGGGUCACGCGUUCGAUGUUUGCAAGCGAUCGCGUGCCCCGAUCCCUCUGACUUUUCCCGUUCCCCGGAUGGUCAAGACCCUCAGAGCCUGGG